AGAUGAUAAAAUAAAAAACACCGAACUUCUAAAAUUAUUCUUGUGAGAGAUGUUGGCACAUGGGGGUACAGAGGAUUAUUUUUGUAGGUUGGCGAUCGAUGGAUGCAGGAUGCUAAAGCGUAAUUGCGGUUUUAUGCAAUGUAUAAACAAACACACACCUCAUUUACAUAGACAAACAGGGAACUACCGGAAAAGUUGUGUUCCUGAGCCCUUUACAAACAGCUCAAAAAGCUCAUCCCAAAAUGUAAACUGUCAUCCUUUACUCUGUGAACCUGUGUGAUUUGUUUUUCUGUUAGACACAACAAAAACUUUUUAAAGAAUUGUAAUGGUGGCUAUUUCCAGUAUAAUAAUGUUAUAAAACAAGUCCAUACGUCUUGCAUGCAGUAUAACCACAACAGCCAUGCGAUAGCUCUGUGUCAGAAACAGACUCAUAUUUAAGUCACUUAAUACUGAUUAUCUUGUAAUUGCAUGCAAAACAUUCUUCAAACACAUCUACACACUCAAAUUUGUAUCACAUGAACCAACUCAUACACACCGUACGCCACACACACAUUAUUCCAGUAUUAGGCCUUCAAAUGCAUACGCACACUUACCACCGCAGGCACACAAGGCACCGCGUGGUGCAUUUGGUACAAAAACACAGACACACACGUACACGCAGGCAGAACAGGGCUGUCUGUGUUAGAUCAGGCACUGAGGCUUCCCGCAUAAUCCCCGCACAUAAAUUCCUGCGUGUGCGAGAUUAAUUUCAGAGGAAAAGUGCCCAGAAAAGACAGAUUCAUCUUAAUGUUUAUUUGAGUUCAGCCCCAAGUUAGAGACCCCUCCUAGGGCUCCAAAUGAACUUGGUUUCUCUUACACAAACACAUACACAGAUCAAGGUGUGUUUGUCUUUCCUACCCCAAAAUUUGGAACAGGUAUCGCCACCCUCAAAAAGCUUCCACAUAGACCUUGAAGAGAUGGAUUUGAGGGCGGCGUCUCUAAACGUAAAGUGUGUAUCUGCUUGUGUAUGUGUGUUGAUAACCUGAGAGUUUCUCUCACUGGGAAUCAGUCUGUCUCUGGUUGUCGAGCUGGUCGUGAGGACUCACGCUACAUUACAAUAUGACAUUGCUGGGGUUUGUGAUGCUAUUAUGCAUCCUGGGAGCUCAAGCCACCGUGGAUCUGAGAAACGCGGCCGCCAUGGCUGCAGGCUUGUGUAACACUAAGCCCACUGAUGUGGUGUUCCUCAUCGACAGCUCUCGAAGCGUACGCCCCUCUGAGUUUGAGCAGGUCAAGGUCUUCCUCACCAAAGUCAUUGAUAGUUUGACCGUUAGGCCUGACGCUACUCGCGUGGGCGUUGUGAACUAUGCCAGCCGGGUGAAGAAUGAGAUCUCACUGAAGUCCCACAAAACCAAGGCUGGACUUGUUAAGGCUGUGUCCAAGAUUGAGCCACUGUCCUCUGGUACAAUGACCGGCCUUGCCAUGCAGUUCGCCAUUAAUGUGGCCUUCAGCGAAGCAGAAGGCGCACGCAAAUCCCCUGGCAUCAGCAAGGUGGCCAUCAUCGUGACCGACGGCAGACCUCAAGACAAUGUCCGUGACAUCGCGGUCAAGGCACGGGAGGCUGGCAUCGAGAUCUUCGCCAUCGGAGUGGGCCGCGUGGAAAUGACCACUCUCAGACAGAUGGCCAGCGAACCACUUGAGGAUCACGUCGAUUAUGUGGAGAGCUACAGCCUCAUUGAGAAGCUCACCAAGAAGUUCCAAGAGGCCUUCUGUGCGGUUGUGUCGGACCUAUGCGCGACAGGCGAUCAUGACUGUGAGCACAUUUGCAUCAGCACACCUGGAUCUUUCAAGUGCGCCUGCAGAACGGGCCACAUACUCAUGAACGACGGACGAUCAUGCAGCGCUUGCAGUAACGCAGCCACAGAUGUGGUCUUCUUGAUCGACGGCUCAAAGAGCGUUAGACCUGAGAACUUUGAGCUGGUGAAGAAAUGGAUCAACCAGAUAAUAGACAAGCUGGACGUCUCCGAGAACAAUGCCCAUGUCGGACUGGUGCAGUAUUCCAGCUCUGUGAAGCAGGAAUUCCCUCUGGGACGCCACAACAACAAAAAGGACCUUAAAGACGCUGUGAAAGGAAUGGAGUACAUGGAGAGGGGAACCAUGACUGGCCAGGCCCUCAAUUUUCUGUCGGACAACAGCUUCACUCCUAGCCAGGGUGCCAGACCUGGUGUCACAAAGGUUGGUAUUGUCUUCACUGACGGAAGGUCACAAGACUACAUUGUAGACGCAGCCAGGAAGGCCAAGGAGAACGGAUUUGAAAUGUAUGCUGUGGGAGUUGGUAGUGCUAUUGAGGAAGAGCUGAGGGAGAUUGCUUCUGAACCUGUCGCUGACCAUUACUUCUACACAGCUGACUUCAAAGCCAUGAACCAAAUCGCCAAGAAGCUGCAAAUCAAUGUUUGUCAAGUGGAAGAUCCCUGUGAAUGUAAUUCAGUUGUCAAAUUCCAGAAAAAGGUGGAGGAGGCACUACAGGCAUUAACAAAGAAAUUGGAAGCUGUGACAAAAAGGAUCGCUGCCCUGGAGAACAAGAUCGUUUGAGACGGCACCAAGAUCUAAUUCUCACACUAUCACCCCUUUCUUUCAUUGUAAAAAAAACCUUGAGCAUCCUGUGACCUCUGACCCCUGCUUAACUUUCUCUCCUCCCCUCUGUGUUCUGUCUUCAUCACUAUUGUCCAUGGGGACCAUGGUUUUCCUGUCUACAUGUGCUUUGAAUUAUGGUCACCCUAAAAAGAAAGGGGUUGGUUUUAAACAGCCAUCCCCAUAUCAGGACUCCAGCAUAGAGCAAUAAUUUAUCACAGCCAGGAAUCUGUAUGCUUGAAUGAAAGUCUUCCCUAUGGUUGUGCAUGUGUACUAACCUGCAUAAGAAAGUCAUCCUUUCUGGGGAAGUGAUGUGAUAUUAAAUCUAGUAGAGGUUUCACUCUGUACUUUUCUUCAUUCUACCUUUUAUCGAAUCUCUCAUUCCCGAUUCUACCAUUUCCCCCCCCAAUAAUGUUAUCGAUUGUUUUAUAUGGAAUAUAAAUAAGGGUAAUUUAAUAUAAGAUUGGACUUGAAAUACAUGUGUGAAUGCUUGUUUAUUAUUUAAAACACUCCAUUAACUGAGCACACACAUACAGACACACAAACACAUUAGACACAGGCAAUCAUCCAUUCAGCAAGUGUUAUGAUAACUGCUUGUGUUGAUGCAAUAAAAUCCCACUUUGUGUCUGUU
This is a messenger RNA of Triplophysa rosa, 3238 nucleotides long. It is a transcript of the gene matn1, whose product is annotated as matrilin 1. The record is from RefSeq and is a predicted model, not a curated record. The transcript has 8 exons. Gene Ontology annotation, molecular function: calcium ion binding. NCBI's taxonomy places the organism in Eukaryota, Metazoa, Chordata, Actinopteri, Cypriniformes, Nemacheilidae. The coding region runs from base 1099 to 2568 and encodes 489 amino acids.